Messenger RNA from Dreissena polymorpha, 448 nucleotides. RefSeq lists its product as uncharacterized. Lineage: Eukaryota; Metazoa; Mollusca; Bivalvia; Myida; Dreissenidae. The record is from RefSeq and is a predicted model, not a curated record. The transcript has 3 exons. Gene Ontology annotation, biological process: sleep; regulation of synaptic transmission, cholinergic; positive regulation of voltage-gated potassium channel activity. The coding region runs from base 62 to 448 and encodes 128 amino acids.
AUCCGCAUCAAAACCGUACAUAUACAUAUUGUAGCAGUAAACUCAAUAAAACAGAGCAAGCAUGUGUCGAAAACUGUUUUUGAUUCCCGUGCCUGUAGUGAUUUUCUUCGUCAUCGGUUACAGCGAGGCAAUACGCUGCUUCCUGUGUGCCUUUCCGGAAGACGGAUGCGAUGACAAGUUUAGCAAGGCUCAGAUGACAACAGACUGUGAUCAGUGCUACAAAAGCAAAGGCACAAACAAAUCGGAGAAAACCGUCGUCAGGGGUUGCUUGGAAAUGAAAUAUCGCAAAAACGGCUUCUUCUCACAGUCCUCUGACGACGAGAGCGGCGAGGUCUGUCUCUGCGAGAGGGAUUUAUGUAACACAGCGUCGGCGAAGAUUGGGCUUGACAUAUCGCUCGUAUUGGUAGCAACCGCAAUACAUUUAUUAUGUGCUCUAUAUAAAACAUGA